Messenger RNA from Micropterus salmoides (largemouth bass), 2434 nucleotides. RefSeq names its product NK2 homeobox 1 (gene nkx2-1). Gene Ontology annotation, molecular function: DNA-binding transcription factor activity, RNA polymerase II-specific; RNA polymerase II cis-regulatory region sequence-specific DNA binding. The coding region runs from base 729 to 1775 and encodes 348 amino acids. Gene Ontology annotation, cellular component: nucleus. NCBI's taxonomy places the organism in Eukaryota, Metazoa, Chordata, Actinopteri, Centrarchiformes, Centrarchidae. The record is from RefSeq and is a predicted model, not a curated record. Gene Ontology annotation, biological process: cell differentiation; regulation of transcription by RNA polymerase II. The transcript has 2 exons.
AAUCAUUUACGCAGCCACUUAACACGCGGAUGUGUAUUUAUUUACUUAUCAGUAUCAGUCAAUUUCCCUCCCCGCAAGUGCACUUUUGCAUGUCUGAGUACGAUAAGGCAUAACACAAACAAUCCUGCAAUCACUGGAGGCCUCUCAUGGCCAUUAAAAGUCAGUAGUUCAACUGAGGAGUGGUUCUCCAACUCUCAAGUCCAUAUAGGCCUCCUUUCAUCAAGAGGCCCUCGUAAACAUCACUACAGUUAAUAAAGUGUAUUGUGGUCAGUGCAGUCUCAAGGUGUGCAGCCACGUGUUUAUCAGCGACAGCAACAAGUCACAAACUCCAAAUACAGCAGCUGCAGUGAGUCCGGACACCGCCCGCAGCCGCCGGGAGGAACAUUUAUGAUCAUGUACAGCGCUUAUGUUAUUGUUAGUGGGAGGGGAGCACAUGUCUUGUAAGUGAAAUUACGCUCGGUGAAAGGAGGCUAGAGCUGUUUUGUAUUGUUGCCGAUGCCCCGCCUCUGAUGGUAGCCUUAAACCUGGCACCCAGCUAAAACAAACCAAAGCCAGCACCGAGCUCCCACUCAAUCCAAUUAAGGCGGACUUGAGGCGCUCUCCUACGUGUUCAUCUACCAGGAUCGACGUUGAGACAACAGGAACCAGAGGGGCUUUGGCCAAAAAAAAAAAAAAGAGAAGGAGAGAUUGCCUUGCCUUCUAAUUUCUCCCUCUCCAGCCCCAGAACAAUGUCGAUGAGCCCUAAGCAUACGACUCCUUUUUCUGUUUCCGAUAUCUUGAGUCCCCUUGAGGAGAGCUAUAAGAAAGUAAGUAUGGAGAAUAACAACUUGGGGGCACCUCUCACUUCUUACCGGCAGCCGCAGGUCUCUCAGGCGGCGAUGCAGCAGCACCACAUGGGCCAUAAUGGGACUGUGUCUGCGGCUUACCACAUGACUGCGGCAGGUGUUUCUCAGCUGUCACACACGGCCAUGGGGGGCUACUGUAACGGCAACCUGGGCAACAUGGGCGACCUGCCGUCCUACCAGGACGGCAUGAGGGGCAGCACCACGGCCACCGGCUGGUACGGAGCCAACCCGGACCCGCGCUUCUCCACCAUUUCUCGCUUCAUGGGCUCGUCGUCGGGCAUGAACAUGGGCAGCAUGGGCAGCCUCAGCUCCUUGGCAGACGUGGGUAAAAGUAUGGGCUCCCUGUCCAGCACCCCGAGGAGAAAGAGGCGAGUGCUGUUCUCCCAGGCGCAAGUUUACGAGCUGGAGCGACGCUUCAAGCAGCAGAAAUACCUGUCUGCGCCGGAGAGGGAGCACCUGGCAAGUAUGAUCCAUCUCACUCCGACCCAGGUGAAAAUCUGGUUCCAGAAUCACCGGUAUAAGAUGAAGAGGCAGGCCAAAGACAAAGUGUCCCAGCAACAGAUGCAACAAGACAGCGGCUCUUGCCAGCAGCAGCAGCAGCAGCAGUCCCCGCGGAGGGUGGCCGUGCCGGUGCUGGUGAAGGACGGGAAGCCGUGUCAAGGCAGCGGCCAUACGCCCACAUCCUCCGCACAGACCCACCACCAGCAAGGGGGCAAUGUCAUGAUCAUGUCCAACAACACGUCCGGCCUCGGGCAGCACCAGAGCCAGCAGGUGGGAAGCACAGGCCACUCUCCAGAUUUGGCGCCGCACUCCUCCAGUCCGCCGUCACUGCAGAGCCAGGUGGCCGGCCUCUCCCACCUCAAUUCCCCCGGCGCAGAGUACGGCUCGGCCCUGCAGUGUUCAGCCCUGUUGUACGGCAGGACGUGGUGACAAGAGGCGCCGGCUAUGAUUUAAACCAAUUCUUCUAUUUAAAGAAUAAAAACAUUUUUUUCUCUCUGUAAAUGUGCGCAUUUGAACAAGAACAGAGAUGAGAAAUCGGUGCAAUUUUCACCUUUUGGACGGAAGUGUGACUUUUGGAAGGAAGGAGAAAAAACACUUUUGUCCAGAAACUGCGGAUGUGAAAGUCUUUGGAUUUUUUAAAUGUAAAUUAUAUUGAGACAAAAGAAGAAUCAGCAGCAUAUAGGCCGCAUUAGUUGGGAAAAGUGAACCUGAACAGGGAGGCAGAUAGGCCUACCUUAACACUGCUGUAUAUGGGUGCUGUUACCCCCCCUUCCCCCACACAUACACACACAAACACACAAACACACAUGACUGAUUUAUAAUAGAAUUUAAUGUAAGCCGUAGAUCUAGCUUGUAUAUUUCUGUAAAAGGUUUGGAUUUUAGCUAUUUGUUGUACAAAGUUUUUGACGCUAUUGCCGGUUUGUUGUCGUUUCAUUGGUAUUUGUACGUUUUAUUUCUUUGUAACUUAUAUAGAUAUUUGACUUACUACAAAACAGUCCUAUUAAUAAAUUAUGGAAACAAGAUAGUUACGUUUUUUGUGAAAUAUGUCACCAUAUGCGAAAUGAAAUGACGAAAAUAUUCCUUUGAAA